AUGCUCCUCUUUCUUUUAAGUCCCAUCCUUAGUGCGACCGCGACCGCGAUUCCCUCUCUAGAAUAUACGGACCAGGAACACUGCCGAUUUACCUUGGGCGCCAAGCAAUAUGAUUUAUGCCCCAUAAUGAAUGGGGCGGCCUCACGGUCACCCCAGCACACCAACGACAAGCUUGCUGGUGUUCCUGCAUCUACAGCGGAGGAAGAAGCCCAUGAUUGGCCAUGGACUUACCCCUGUAGGCCUGGGGUUGACAACUGUGUUUCUCGAGCGAUCUCAAGUGCUUCCGAAUCUGAAGUGAACAAAGAAAGCCGCUUCACGCUCCGCGCCUUUCCAUCUGGCACCUCUAUCAUCGCCGAGCUCUCCCGUCCGCCUGGGGCGCCUGCAAUCCCUGUCCGACUAAUCUGUGAUGCUGAUCAAGAGCUGAGAAAGCUCUUGCGGCCCGGCCAGCUUGAGCCAAUAUCCUCAUGGCUCACCAAAUUUGCAUGCCCGCUUCCGCCGGGAAACCUCCAUUCAUCGUCCUUCGCCGGUUUGGCGGACGAUAGCACGACCGAUCCUCCUCCCGGUGAGGAGGAAGGAAACGAUGACUCAGAGCAGCUUUUGGAUGGCAAAAAUCGGCACUCGCGACGCUCCACCGCCAUCAUCUUCGUUGUAAUAUCUAUCACCGUCGUAUCGCUGUGGGUGAUUAGCUAUAGAUACCCGGAUUUCGUCAUGCACCACGUCCACUCGUUCAUCCACCGCAUUUCAACCCUCCCCCAACAAGUCCACCUGCCCUCCAUAUCACUCCCCGCGUCCUUAUCUCUGCCGCAGUCGUUGAAGCGGGCGGGAGAGGGCAAGCUUGUCAGGUGGGCACAAGAAGACCUCGAACUAGACGCGGAGGAUGAUGUCAUGGUCAAUGGCGCGGACGCCUACGAUGAUUUCGAGAUGGGGGCGGGAGACGAAUAUAUCCCGUUACGACCGAGUCCGAGGAAGGGAGGGAGAGGGCGGGUCAAGAACUACGGGAGCGCCAACCCGUUCUGGUGA
Messenger RNA from Mycena indigotica, 1020 nucleotides. RefSeq lists its product as uncharacterized. NCBI's taxonomy places the organism in Eukaryota, Fungi, Basidiomycota, Agaricomycetes, Agaricales, Mycenaceae. The coding region runs from base 1 to 1020 and encodes 339 amino acids. The transcript has 6 exons. The record is from RefSeq and is a predicted model, not a curated record.